CGGAGAGGAUACAUUUAAGUAGUCAAAUCUAACUCCUUGUUAUCACAUAUCUGCAAGAAGCCGUCGGUUUUCUUCUCUUGCCAACUGAAAGUCUCGGGUGUUAUACUUCAUUUGAUGCACGGCAUGGAAGACCCUGUUCUGACCGGGUUUUCACAUCAUGUAUCCGCAUCUGUGCGAGAGCACCUUAUAAAGCGAAAGGAUCUGAUUUCCCAGGAGAAGAAGCAUCGGAGCGAUGCCGAAUUCCGUCGUACUUUGAGCCCAACAGCCCGAAAAGCAUGCGAGAUCGUCCAUCACAUCCGUGCAGAAGAGCAACAAAGACUAUGGCGUCACACCGGGACCCAGGGAGAUCAUGAUGCUGAACUCUUCCCGGGCAUGAUGUUUAGCCUCGCCAAAGAGCGGAUGGAGUCCACGAAUCUUUGGCGCAUUUGCAGAAGGCUCCCAAAAGGAGCGUUACUACAUUCUCAUUUGCCUGCUAUGGUUGACCUGGGGUGGUUGUUCAACGUGGCUUUAGACACUCCGGGGAUGCAAUUUUAUGCUUCUCAACCGUUGACAUCGGAUACGGCGUGUCAGGCUGCUUCCGUUUUUUUUGGUUUCUCAAAGGCAUCAACUAAACCAAGCUUGUCGAUUUGGACUCCCGAAUAUUCCCCAAAUACCCUGAUCCCAGCGGCUGUCGCGGCGGAAACUUUCCCGAAAGACGGACGUGCCGGCUUCAUUACAUGGCUGAAAGACCGGUGCUCUAUCGUCGAAAAGGAAGCGAUCGAGCAUCACCUCGGAGUCGAUGCUAUUUGGCGAAAGAUGCAAGGCGCUUUUCCUAUCAUUCACUCCAUAAUUUAUUACGAGCCAAUCCUUCGAAAGCUUAUAAGAAAAUUGCUCCAGACCCUUGCAGAGGAUGGCGUUCAGUGGGUGGAAAUUAGAGAUGCAUUUGCGUGUCCAUAUAGAAAAGCAAACAGCGACACCACGGAAGACGACUUUUGUUCAAUGAUUGGAGUCAUUGCCGAAGAAAUUGAAAGUUUCAAAGCUAGUGAGGAAGGGAGAGAUUUCUGGGGCGCACGAAUCAUCUGGACUGCACUACGCUUCAAUUCGGCAGGAGCAAUCUUAAGAAGCAUGCAAAACUGCAUCAGGGCGAAAAAGCAGUAUCCAGAUUUGAUAGCCGGAUUCGACCUCGUCGGGCAGGAAGACCUUGGUAAAACCCUCAAGGAACUCUCCUAUGAAAUCCUUUGGUUCCGUCAGAAAUGUGUUGAAGAAGAGCUUGAGGUUCCCUUCCUCUUCCACGCUGGUGAAUGCCUUGGAGAUGGUGAUAGUACAGAUGAGAAUCUCUUUGAUGCCAUCUUGUUUGGGACUCGAAGGCUUGGCCAUGGGUUUUCGCUUUUCAAACACCCUGACUUGAUCGAAAUUGUCAAAGAGAAGAGGAUUUUAAUUGAAAGUUGCCCUAUAUCAAAUGAAGUUCUUAGAUUGACAUCUACAGUGCUAGCUCAUCCUUUACCCGCGCUCCUGGCGAGAGGGAUUUCGGCGUCGCUUAGCAAUGAUGACCCCGCAUUAUUAGGUCAAGGAACCUCCGGCAUGACCCAUGACUUUUGGGAAGCCCUCCAGUCAUGGGAGAAUCUUGGACUUGCUGGUUUGGGCUGCCUUGCGGGGAAUAGUGUUCGUUGGGCAGUACAUGAGGAUCAGACGGAGGCGGACUGGGUCAAAGACAUUGAUAACGGAUAUGGUGGGAACGGAAUUCGCGCGGAUAGAAUGAAGAAGUGGAAAGCCUCGUGGGAAGAAUUCUGCCAGUGGGUAGUGGAUGAAUUUGGGAAAAUGGAAUUGAAUUAGUUAAUGUCUCAAUGUUCAGAUGGGUCAUCGUCGCCGGAUUUGAACCCUGAUGUGAACCCAUGUAUUUGUAAGGUCUCUCUCAUCCGGGGGAAUACUGGACAUCAGUUCCUUCGCUCU
This is a messenger RNA of Coccidioides posadasii C735 delta SOWgp, 1929 nucleotides long. RefSeq names its product cat eye syndrome chromosome region, candidate 1 (gene CECR1). Lineage: Eukaryota; Fungi; Ascomycota; Eurotiomycetes; Onygenales; Onygenaceae. Gene Ontology annotation, biological process: adenosine catabolic process; inosine biosynthetic process. The record is from RefSeq and is a predicted model, not a curated record. Gene Ontology annotation, molecular function: adenosine deaminase activity.